This is a messenger RNA of Pyricularia pennisetigena, 1872 nucleotides long. RefSeq lists its product as uncharacterized. Gene Ontology annotation, molecular function: DNA binding; DNA-binding transcription factor activity, RNA polymerase II-specific; zinc ion binding. Gene Ontology annotation, biological process: regulation of DNA-templated transcription; DNA-templated transcription. The transcript is spliced from 5 exons. The record is from RefSeq and is a predicted model, not a curated record. NCBI's taxonomy places the organism in Eukaryota, Fungi, Ascomycota, Sordariomycetes, Magnaporthales, Pyriculariaceae. Bases 1 to 1872 code for a protein of 623 amino acids.
AUGAAAGCGGUACCCAAGAGGAGGGCUUGCGACUCUUGCAGCAAGCGAAAAAUCAAAUGUGAUGGGCGUGAGCCGCGGUGCGACUACUGCCAGUACCACGACCUGCCAUGCACCUUUGUCCUCCUCAGAAAGCGGAUAGAGCGUGCGAAAGCUCGCAAGGAAGCGGAGCACAGGAAGUUUGUCGACAGACUAGACGCCUUCAGCCGGACCCUGGCUGACGAGCCGACGUGGAUCCCGGAUAAGCCCGGGGCCUCGGCAGAGCAGCACCUCAGCCUGCCGGCAAGCGGACCCCCACACAGCCGGUUCGGCGCUUCGGCAUCUCUCCCAAAGUCACAUGACCAUCCGUCCCAGUUCUUUUGCAAAUUCCACUUCGCCGGCUAUGAGGUUGGCUAUAUCAGUUCCCGCUCCGGACUGCCCAUGUUCUCGCCUAGCGGCCUCGGCUGGAUUGAGUCCCGGACGGGACAAAAUUGCUCCUUCCCCGCCUUGGACGCCCAAGACAACCCCAGUCCUCUGUGCAGCCUUACUGGCGCGAACACACUGCUGUCCACGAUUCAAUUACCUGCUCAGGAAGUCGUGGAGGAGCAGCUCGCAACUUAUUAUAACAGUCCCAUUUGGCUCGUUUACCCGGUCGUCGACCGUUCUAAUUUCAGCCGUACCAUCGCCGCAGCCUAUCAGCCCCAAGGCCAGCUGGAUGCCAGCUACCAGGAUGAGGCGAGGAUGUGUGUCCUGUCUUUCUUGUGCAUGUCUAGCGUAUUUAUCCCCUCGCCCGGGUUGACGCCGGUGACUACCGAGCCCUACGCCCUGCAGGUCCAGAAUGGGUUGCCGCAGAUGCUGGUUGGCUCCAGUAUCCACCUCGUGCAGAUUUGUUUGAUGCAGGCCAUCUACCACCUUUUCUCGAGGGACUGUGAAGUGGCAUUUUUGUUCCACUCGGUCGCAUGUCGGACGCUGUUCACAAUGGGCGCCCAUCGAGAGGGGAUCGACUGCCUGUCGCCCAGCCCUCCCCACGAGACCGAGGACGCGUGGCGUUGGAAAUGCUACCUGCGCCAGUGCUUCUGGAUACUCUACGUACUGGACAAGGAUCUGGCCCUUCGCUUACGCCAGCCACCUUCCAUAUCAGACGAGCACUGUGAUCUCACUCUCCCUGAUGGGUACAAGAGCGGCCUCGGAUCGGAGUGGGACCACGCGGGCAAGCCCCAUUUUCCCGGCGACCUGAGGCUCUCCAUCAUCAAGUCCAAAGCAGUGCAACAUCUGCACUCACAUUCUGCAAUUCAAAAGUCCGACGCCGAGCUCCUCCGAGACAUCCGUGAGCUCGACGAUGAGCUGGAGGCCUGGCGUCUCUCCAUCAAACCGGAAUUCCGGCCGAGGCUUUGCAACGGCGGCAAAGACUAUAUGCCGAGCGAUACGCCUGACCCCAGCCGGAUGAUGCAGUUUAUCAUAACAAACCUUGAAUACCGCCAUUUGGUCGCCACCAUACACCAGGCCACCGGCCGGUGCCGCUCUGGAACUACGCACGGGAGUGAGACUCUGAAGGGUGUGAACUCGAGUGUGGCCAUAUGCGUAGAGGCCAGCCGCUCAACACUAAUGUUUCUGGCUACCCCUGGGAGAAACAUGCCCGCUGAUGCUUUCUGGAUGGUCAUAUUCUACCCCGUGCAAGCGACGGUAAGGGUGUUUUUAAACAUUCUACUCCAGCCCCGAGAUCCUCAAUGCCAGGAAGAUCUCAAACUUCUCCGGAUGACGUCGGAAGCCAUUAGAAACAUAGAGAAUCCCGGCACCCAUACCGCCCGUAACUACAUUAGUAGUAUCGUGAGCUUUGUAGAGGAGACGGUAAAACUUGCAACUUGCGCGAUAGAAAAUUCGGCACAAACAAAUUGA